This is a messenger RNA of Aspergillus uvarum CBS 121591, 2688 nucleotides long. Its product is annotated as glycogen [starch] synthase. Gene Ontology annotation, biological process: glycogen biosynthetic process. The record is from RefSeq and is a predicted model, not a curated record. Gene Ontology annotation, cellular component: cytoplasm. Bases 151 to 2292 code for a protein of 713 amino acids. The transcript has 4 exons. Gene Ontology annotation, molecular function: alpha-1,4-glucan glucosyltransferase (UDP-glucose donor) activity. Lineage: Eukaryota; Fungi; Ascomycota; Eurotiomycetes; Eurotiales; Aspergillaceae.
CCUCCCCCCCACCCCCUCCCCAAUCUACCACUAAGAGAGUGUUGACGUGAGUUCAAGUAGCUCAUCGUCGGAUUCUCUUUCUCUUCAGCUUAUCGCUCGAGCUUCCUCCGCACCCGCUUUAUUGCACCCACACAGCUCUUUCGGCGCACCAUGGCGAGCGAAGACAACGGUCAAGAUCCUCCCAAGCGAGAUGUUCGCAACCACCUGCUCUUUGAGAUCGCAACUGAGGUCGCCAAUCGUGUGGGAGGUAUCUACUCCGUCCUCAAGUCUAAAGCUCCCGUCACCACCGCCGAGUAUGGUGAACGAUACACCUUGAUCGGACCGCUCAACCGAGCCUCCGCAGCUGUUGAGGUCGAGGAACUGACUCCUUCGAACCCUCGAUUGAUUGAAACAAUCCAGUCCAUGAAAGAGCGUGGCAUUGAGAUUGUCUAUGGCCGCUGGCUGAUUGAAGGUGCCCCUCGGGUGCUACUCAUUGACACUUCAACCGGUUAUAAGUACUUGGACGAGUGGAAGGGAGACCUGUGGAAUACGGCCGGAAUCCCCUCUCCCGCAGGUGAUACCGAGACGAAUGAGACCAUUGUGUUUGGCUACUUGGUAGCAUGGUUCCUGGGUGAAUUCAUCGCACACGAACGUCGCAAAGCAGUUGUGGCUCAUUUCCACGAGUGGCUUGCUGGUGUUGCCCUUCCUCUGACGAAGCGGCGCCAUAUGGACCUAACCACGAUCUUCACAACCCACGCCACAUUGCUCGGUCGCUAUCUCUGCGCAGGGUCAGUAGACUUCUACAACAACCUGCAGCACUUUGACGUCGAUGCAGAGGCCGGUAAGCGCGGCAUCUACCAUCGAUACUGUAUCGAGCGGGCUGCAGCGCACACGGCCGAUGUCUUCACGACCGUCUCUCACAUCACUGCCUUUGAAAGCGAGCACCUGCUUAAGCGGAAGCCCGAUGGUGUGCUACCGAACGGACUGAAUGUGAAGAAGUUCUCAGCUGUCCAUGAGUUCCAGAACCUGCACUCGCAAUCGAAGGAGAAAAUCAAUGACUUCGUUCGUGGACAUUUCUACGGCCACAACGACUUCGACCUCGACAACACUCUGUAUGUCUUUACUGCCGGUCGCUAUGAGUUCCGCAACAAAGGCGUGGAUAUGUUCAUCGAAAGUCUGGCGCGUCUCAACCACCGCCUCAAGGCGGCCGGAUCAAAGACAACAGUCGUCGCCUUCAUCAUCAUGCCUGCUCAGACUUCGUCACUCACGGUGGAGUCGCUGAAGGGCCAAGCUGUCGUGAAGUCGCUUCGGGAGACCAUCCAUAACAUCGAGCAGGGCAUUGGCAAGCGCAUGUAUGAGCGCUCCUUGGCAUGGAAAGAGGGCGACAACAUGCCGGAUGAGAAGGACUUGAUUACCAGUCAGGACCGCGUCCUUUUGCGCCGUCGGCUUUUCGCCAUGAAGCGCCACGGCCUGCCACCUAUCGUUACCCACAAUAUGGUUAAUGACCAUGAAGACCCGAUUCUAAACCAGAUCCGUCGGGUGCAAUUAUUUAACCACUCGUCAGACCGAGUCAAGGUGGUCUUCCAUCCUGAGUUCCUGAACUCUUCAAACCCAGUGCUCCCGCUUGACUAUGAUGACUUUGUGCGCGGAACCCACCUUGGAGUUUUCCCUUCUUAUUACGAGCCGUGGGGAUAUACUCCUGCCGAAUGUACGGUGAUGGGAGUUCCUAGCAUCACCACCAACCUUUCUGGUUUCGGGUGCUACAUGGAGGAAUUGAUCGAGAACUCGUCCGACUACGGUAUCUAUAUCGUGGACCGCCGCAUGAAAGGGGUGGAUGACUCUGUGAACCAGCUUACGGACUUUAUGUUGAACUUCACUCAAAAAAGCCGGCGACAACGGAUCAACCAGAGAAACCGGACCGAGAGAUUGAGCGAUCUUUUGGAUUGGAAGCGGAUGGGUCUGGAGUACGUCAAGGCCCGGCAGCUUGCUCUGCGUAGAGCUUACCCUUCGUCAUUUGGAAACGGAGAGGAUGUUUACGAUAUCAUCGGAGGCACAGAGCAGAAGAUCUCGCGUCCCCUCUCUGUUCCUGGGUCGCCAAGAGACCGGUCCGGCAUGAUGACCCCGGGAGAUUUUGCCUCCCUCCAGGAGGUCAAGGAAGGCCUCAGCACGGAGGACUAUGUUGCCUGGCGACUUCCGACCAGCGAGGAAGAAGAGCCAGAUGACCACUACUUCCCUCUCACUCUCCGAACGAAGAAAGCCACCGAUCGGCCUGCCUCCCCGCUCGACCGGCUUUCGUUGAAUGGAGACGCAUGAUCGAUUGUCUAUACGAUACCAACAGACACCCAAGUACUUACUUCCUUUAUGUGGAACACAUCAUUCUGUAGUUGCUGCAUUUUGUGCCCGUCCUUUGCCUUCGUCCCAGCAUGCUUGCAGUUUUGACUAUUGCCGACUCGUCUUGAUUCGUAGGUCCUGAAUACAGCGCAUCGUUCCGGUUGCCGUGUGACAUUAUAGCCUGGCUGUUUCUGCGGUCUUGCUCCAUUAGUUUGGUUCUUUUCACUCCCUUGUUUAAUAUUGAUAUGUUCCCUCUCCUUCGCCUGCCUUGAAUGUACAUCCUCUCUACUUAGUCACUUAACAGAUUGGAGAUUAGAUACUUCGAAUGCAUUGAACCAUUCGGUCCAUAGCCAGUAUCUUCCUGGAAGCACUUGACGG